AUGGAUCAUCCCAAGGUGACGGACGUGCCGUCCAGUCUCCACGGAACCUCCGAAUGGAUCUCUGCCUUCGCGGUGCGACAAGGGGUGGAGGACUCGGACUUUGGGUUUCGGCACCUGUACACUCUGGCCGGAAAGAAUCCAUCGAGGUUCGUGACCCUGCGCAAGCAUCAGGCCGAAAACAUCGGCCAGGACCUGUCGGUUCGUAAGGCAUUGCUGAGUGUCUGCGGCGCGGUGCCCUGA
This is a messenger RNA of Cladocopium goreaui, 240 nucleotides long. Lineage: Eukaryota; Dinophyceae; Suessiales; Symbiodiniaceae. The record is from the annotation of a GenBank genome assembly.